AUGACGUCGCCGAACGAGACGGACUCGGUCGUGACGCCGCUCAAACCGGACGGUCGAGGCAACCAGUCGCCGUGUCAAUUCGUCAUGCAGACCGACUGCGGCGCUUCGCCCGAGGCCGAGACAUCGCCGAGGCCAACGGCGACGGCGACGGCAACGGCGACGUCGACGGAGACGGAGACGGUGGCGGUGGCGGUGGCGGAGACGGAGACGGCGACGAGCGAGACGAGCUUCGAAGUAGAAGAAGAGGCCGAAUCGACGAGGGCCGAUGAGCCGACGGCCGGAAGUGGCGAGGGAGCGGGAGAGGCUGAAAAGGCACGAGGCGUGCGGGGCUGCGGCGAAGCGGGACUCGGAGCCAGACCCGUUGAGGCUGGUCCGAGUCUGUUGGGCUGCGGACCGGAGGCUCGCAGCCUCGUCGGCCGACGCGGCGCCGCGCUGGCCUCGCGCCUCGACGCUUCAGCAGGACUCGCCACGUCGACACACUCCGGCGCGAAAGGCUUCGAGCCACGAGGUCCCAUCAGACCGGACUUGGUUGCUACGGAGACAAGCCCAAAAGUGGGCGUGGGCAACGGCUUGUCGGGCCUGGCUGGCCAAGGACAGGGACUGGGAGUGGGAGUGGGACUGGGACUGGGAAUGGGAAUGGGUCAAAGUUUGGCCGGCAGGCGACAUGCCGCCUCGGCGACCAACCCAAAUGCAGGUAAGGCGUUUACACUGACCCUUUUGUCGAGUUGUUGCGCUCGUCCAUUCCUGCCUCCAUGCACCACUACACACGUCUGUCCGUCCGUUUGUCCGUCCGUCAUUCGGUCAAUCCGUCCGCACUGCGCUUCACCAAAACACGACAGCCGCUUUAGCCCAGCAUUCAUACACCAUUCAUAA
Protopolystoma xenopodis is the source of this 873-nucleotide messenger RNA. NCBI's taxonomy places the organism in Eukaryota, Metazoa, Platyhelminthes, Monogenea, Polystomatidea, Polystomatidae. The record is from the annotation of a GenBank genome assembly.